CGUGGUGGUGGGCGGUGGCUGGGUCAUGUUGCUGGUGUUGUUGAGCCUGGUAGCAAUGUACAGGAGCGCCCUGCCCGGAGAGCCGACUAUUCAGUGUGGUUCUGAGCCUGGGCCGUCUCCAGAGUGGCUGGUGCAACACAAUCUCACCCCAGGAGACUUGAGGAGCCUCCAAGUGGAACUUGUUCAAACUUGUGCGAAAAAGGAUUGCAAAAAAGAGGAUUUUUCAGUUUUGAUGAACAUAAGCUGGAUACUCCGGGCAGAUGCCAGCAUCCGCCUGUUGAAGGCCACCAAGAUCUGUGUGACUGGCAAAAGCAACAUGGAAUCGUACAACUGUGUGAGGUGCAACUAUACAGAGCCCUUCCAAAGGCAGACCAGACCUUCUGGAGGCCGAUGGACCUUCUCCUACGUGGGCUUUCCCGUGGAGCUGAGCACAGUCUAUUUCAUCGGGGCCCAUAACAUCCCCAAUGCUAACAUGAAUGAAGACAGCCCUUCUUUGUCUGUGAACUUCACCUCUCCAGGCUGCCUAAACAGUGUAAUGAAAUAUAAAAAGCGGUGCAUUGAGGCAGGAAGCCUGUGGGACCCAAAUAUCACUGCUUGUAAAAAGAACAAGACGACAGUUGAAGUGAAUUUUACAACCAAUUCGCUUGGAGAAAGAUACAUGGUUAUCAUUCUACAAAACCAAAUACAAUUGAAUUUUUCUCAAGUGGAGGAGAAUAAACCGACGCGGAGGUCUGUGGCCAUUUUGGUGGGUGAGGAAAGUGAAGGUACCGAGUUCGAGCUGAUACCUUAUUUCCACCUCUGUGAGCCUGACUGCAUCCGACGCAAAGGACCAGUUGGGCUUUGUAUAGAGACAAGUGGCCCCUACCCUCCAGACAACAAGAGGACCAUGCUGGGAGGCUGGGUGCCCCUCAUCUUGGUGCUGCUGGCGGCUACAUGGGUGCUGGCAGUUGGGAUCUACCUAACUCGGAGGCAAGGCCGGAGCACGGAGACUUCCUUCCCUGCCGCCAGCAUGCUCCUGCCCCUCAUUAAGGUCCUGGUGGUUUACCCGUCUGAGGUAUGUUUCCAUCACACGGUCUGCCGCUUCACCGACUUUCUUCAGAACCACUGCAGAAGCGAGGUCAUCCUUGAAAAGUGGCAGAGGAAGAGAAUAGCUGAGAUGGGCCCAGUGCAGUGGCUCAGUGCACAGAAGCAGGCGGCGGACAAGGUGGUCUUCCUUCUUUCCAGCGACGCCCACGGUCUCUGCGGCAGUGCCUGCGGCCCCAACACGGGCGGCGCCAGUGAGAAAGCUCAGGACCUCUUCCCUCUGGCCUUUAACCUCUUCUGUAGUGAUUUCAGCACCCAGGCUCAUUUGCACAAAUACAUGGUGGUCUGUCUUGGAGGAGCCGACAUCAAGGGCGACUAUAACGCUCUCAGUGUCUGCCCCCAGUAUCGUCUCAUGAAGGACGCCACUGCCUUCCACACAGAACUCCUCAAAGCUCCACGAAACAUGACCGUGAAGAAACGGUCCCAAGCCUGCAGUGGCAGCUGCUCCCCAUUGUAGUCUGUGCAGGACAGGAAACCCUGAAGUCCUCCUGCUCUUCAAGUUCCAGGGACAGAAUGCUUUGGGAUGGCCCUGAGGCUUCCUGUACAGGCUGUGUGUAGGGGUUACUACAUCACAGAACUUGCUUUAGACCUGGAGUCUGCAGUCAGAGUUUGCGCAAACAUGCCUGAGGCUAGUCACCAGUAGGUCUUAGGCAUAUAAUACAGUUACAGACAUUAAUGAAUGGAAGCUAAAUUUACAAAAGCCCAAUCACAUAUAUCCCCAAACCCCAAUAAUGAUUAUCCCUGAAAACUAAGCAUUCUGGCAUGAAGUAAUAAGGCAUUUCCCAGUCAGGUGUCCUGCGCACUGCCCAUGUCCUGUGCUGCACACGGGACUGUUCAGCCCUGUAACAUUUUAAUGUAUUGAUGAAUAGUCCGUUUGGGAAGCGCUCACUAAUUCAGCAACUUCCUAAGAGAAGAGGCCUAUUACACACACAAGCUGGACACAUCUUGUCUGACCAGACGGCCCACUGUACUGUCUGCUAUCUUUACAGUACUUUUCCCUUGUCAAGCUUCUAGACCAGCAACCUUUAUUUUUGUUCGGAGAAGUGCUAGGAACUGAACCAAGGCUACUGUACAGGUUAGAGAAAUGGCUUGCCAUUCAAAUGAGCCCCAGCCCCUUCAGUAAAUAGGAAAAUACUUGGCCAGUCAGGUGUGGCAGCACACACUUUUAAUCCCAGCAUCCAAGUGGAGAACUAAUGAGCUCGAGCUCAGUCAGAGAUAAGUAGCGAGACUGUCCGAGACAAACAAAAACAUGUUACCCAUAAACCCAGGGUCUACUUUUGCCCAGUUACCCAUCCACUGUUCUAGUUCCCAGAGUUCAUGGUCAGUGCACAUUUCCUGUUCAAGUCAAAACUAAUUCACUGAAAUUAGCUCUCCUGAAGUAAUACUAUCUUUUUAUAAUCUAGUACUUUAAAAAACCACCAAGGGCUGGAGAGGUGGCUCAGAGGUUUAGAGCACUGACUGCUCUUCCAGAGGACCUGGGUUCAGUUCCCAGCACCCACGUGUUAGCUCACUGUCAACUCCAAUUCGAGGGAUUUGAUACCAUUUUCUGGCUUCUAAGGGCACUCUAUAUACAUUAAAAAGAUUAUGAUAUGCACACACUACCAGUGUUUUGCUUGCAUUGCCUGUAUGCCCUAUGCAUGCUUGGUGCCUGAGGUCAGGAGAAGGUGACAGGGUCAUCUAGACCUACAGCUAUGGACAGGUAUGAGCCACUGUGUGGAUGCUGGGAAUCAAACCAGGGUCUUCUGCACGAACAAAUGCUCUCCACUGCUGAGCUAGCUCUCUACACCCCCUAAUAUAAAUAAAUCUUAUUAUUAAAAAAUCCCCCAAACCCAGAACAAGCAGUAACAGUGCACAGAUCUAUAACAUCUUGAGUCUUCUAGCUCUUGACUUUCUUGAAGAAGCUUUUUUAGUGUAGAAACCACAGAAAUGGAUCUACAUUAGCAUAUGUAUUUGUCUAGUAAGGCUUCAUAUACC
Microtus oregoni (creeping vole) is the source of this 3057-nucleotide messenger RNA. It is a transcript of the gene Il17rb, whose product is annotated as interleukin 17 receptor B. The transcript is spliced from 11 exons. The coding region runs from base 26 to 1540 and encodes 504 amino acids. Gene Ontology annotation, molecular function: interleukin-17 receptor activity. NCBI's taxonomy places the organism in Eukaryota, Metazoa, Chordata, Mammalia, Rodentia, Cricetidae. The record is from RefSeq and is a predicted model, not a curated record.